ACAAUAUGGCGGUUCUAUAAUUUGCAAAACAUUAUUAUUAUAGGUUUUAUUGGCUACUUAGCCGGUACAGCAUUAACUGAAUUGCUGGAAUAAGGUUUGUUAUAACAAUACUGCAGUAUCGUUUAAUCUGAAAAGAUAAAAUAUGCCGCCUAAAAAGAAAAAGAGUGGAAAGAAGAAGAAGAGCGGAAAGAAAUCAGCGAGAGGAUCCCCAACAAAAGUGGGGCCAGAUAUCAAUGAGCUGUCGAAAGAAUACUUCCUUAUUCAGAUUCGGGAUCUUGAAAAUAGGCUUGCAAGAUAUCAAAAGAAGUGUGAUGAACUUGAGGUGGCCAAUGGACAGUUUCAAGAAAAAUUUGAGCAGAUGGCCAAAGACAAGAAGGAGAUUGUGGCCUUCUGGAAAAAACAAGUGGAACAGAGAACUGAUGACAUAGCUGACCUCAAUGAUCGCCUCAUUGGUCUUCAACAAGCUAAAGAUGCUGAGAAAGAGCAGUACGAGUCUGAACUAGUGAAACUCAGAAAUGAGUUCCAAGAAACUAAGGACCAGCUUACCUCGGAAAAUAUGAUCUUAAAUGGUAAACUGGCUUCCCUGGAGGAGUUUAAGGUACAGAAGGAGGACCUUAUGAACAAAUUUGCCAUGAUGGAAGCGGAGCUAGCACAGAAGGAACAGGAACACAAAGAUGAAAUAUACAGACUAGAGAGAAAACAAGUCAUUGAUAAAGAUAUGCUCAAGAAAAAAAUGGUGAAUAGAGUGAAUCAGGUAGCUUCGGAGUUCAGGAAAGUUUCAAACAAGCAGAUGGCAGAGACGACAAAACGUACAAUCAGAGACAAUGUUUCUAUAAACGCUCAACUAGAUAAAAUGUCUGAUAAAACAACAGAGUUAAUUGCGGAGAAUGAUGAACUACGGAAGAAGAAUAAAGAGCAGAGACAAAAGAUUGAGAUGCUGGAAGAAAAUGAAAAAGAAAUUCUCAAGAAAAAUCACAGUAAUCAAAAGAUAAUAAAGAUGUUAACGGAGAAAUGCCGGAACCAGGAAGCUAUGAUAGAGGAGUUUGAACUGAGGGAACAAGAGUAUCAGGAAGUGAUGUCAGAGACCGAGAUGCUUCGAUCACAGACAGAAUCUAUGAAGGAAGAGAUUGAUCGUAUUAACAAAGACAAUGACAACCUCGAAUUUGAACUGAGAACAGAAACUGAUAAAGUAACAACAGAGGUGAAAAAUAGGAAGAAACUGGAACGAGUGUUGAAGGAUGCUGCAGGGGCUCUUAAAAUGGCACUUAGAAAAGAUGAUCCCGACACUUAUGAUGAGAGUGACAUGAAUGAAGUGGAACGUCGAGACAAUAUGCUGGAAUAUCUUCUCAUACUUCUCAACAGUGCGGCGGCCAUCGGUGUUGGGCCACAGCCUGGUGAGAUAGGGAAACAGUUUGUAGUCAGGAAGAAAAGUGCUGGUGAGAUGCCAGGAAAACAGGGCAUUAGAAAAGGGGAGCUUCCGGUGGUGUCCGGUCCAGGUACUCUUGCUCACUAUCAGCUGGGUGACCUUGGUUUGAUACCCAGACCCAAACAACCUAUACCAACCAGUAUGGAUAAAAUGAGAGUUCUGUCAGCGACUACUCGGCUUGGCGGACUGAGGAAGGUUCUAUGUAGAUCUGUUGGUGUUCAAACUGUCAGUGCUCCUAAGGCAAUGUUCUAUGCAGACCAGUUAUUAAGCCGGGCACCAGCUUCAACACAGGAAGCAGUUCUUCAUGACCUGCAACCACCUGAGCGAUCCAGAGCAUCCCCAUUAUUACUAGGACCCAUUACUCCGACUAGAAAAAUGGCGGGGAAAGUUAUGUGAUUGCAAAAGACAAAUUAAACCUUUACAACACUUUUAAAAUACAAUGUUUUGGCUGCAGUUACAUAAGAUGUGAGUAUUUGAAGGCACGGAGCCUCAUAUACAUGUAUCUGCUAAAUAAAAUUGGUAAAAAAAAAGAGUUUUUUAGUAGAUAAAAGUCAAAGAAAACAGUGAUAUUUUCUCGGAAGCUGAGCAGAUGGUAAUAUAAGUCAUGAAAUGUGUUUAACUUAAGAAAUGUCUGUUUGAAUAUAAGUUUUAUAGAUUCAAGGAAAAAAAUUUACACAUUGCCAAACUGGUUAAAUUGAAUAUGCAGUUUUGCAUUUAAACUGAAAACUGUCACAUGCAAAAUUUUAUUUAUUCAAAGAUAUAAAUGUUUGUUUGUAUGGAUAAAGCAUCUGUGAUAUUUGUUAGAGAAAAUUGUGAAAAAUCUGUAUUUAUCUAAACCUAUCAGUAUCAUAUGAAUGAGAGGUGGAACUACAAAGUCACCUUAGUGCAGAAAUGGGUUAAGUCCUUCUAUAUGUUAUAGGAGUUAACCAGUUAUUGCACUAAGGUGAUCACAUAUAACAUGACUUUUGCCCUUUAACAUUGUGAAAAAUGGUGUAAACUGCCAAUGUAGAGACAGUUUAGUAUACACUUUUUUAAAAUCUGAUGAGAUUUUACUGUUGAAUGUUUUAUUUUACUAAAAUAAAUCUGGAUAUUGAAGUUCCCUAUACUUUACAGGGUGUGAUUCCAUAUUAGAAUCUAAACAAGUAUAAAACACGAAAAUGUAUAAAAAAAUAUCAGUGUAGAUGUAGAUACUGACAAGACUUGAGAGUGUUGAAGCAUCAUUUUUUUAAGUACAUUAUAUUUUGAUAUUUAAGUUGAACAUCCCCAAAAACAAAUGCACGAGUAUUUCUAAAAGUUCAAAAUUCAAGAAGUUAAUCAUACAAAAGGAACAGAGUAAUGGUCAAAUAAAUACCCUAAUUCACAAGUAGCAUGAUUGUAUAUGUUUGAUUUUGUGACACUCGAUGUUUUAAGUAAAUCAAAUGUUGACUAAUGUUAUAAGAUUUGGUGUAUAGAAGAAGAAUAUGAUGCUUGUACAAUUUUUGUUCUACUGUAAAAUACACAUGUCACUUGUUAUUUCUAUUUUUCACAUCUUGUUCUUAAAAAAAGUGCUUUCAAUAGCACUCGAUAGAGAAAAUAAUUGUUGGAUUUGUAAAAGAGUAAAUGAACUAUAAUCCUUUUUCUUAGAAAAAGAGUUAUCGUUCAUUUACAGUCAGAAAUUCUAAAGAGAUAAAUGAAAAUGUGUUGAUAUGUUUUAAAAUUGUUAUAAUUUAAAAAAAGAAAGAUUCUGUUGUAACUUGCUAUGCAUCUUUUUUUAAACAGAUUUGUGAAUUUGACAAUUAAUACAAAAUAAUGCACUGUUUCUUAUUUUUUCUAAAGAAAAUAGAAAUUUAUAAAUUUAUCACUCAUAGAUAUAAAUAAUGAGUUAAACUAAAAAAGUGUUGGAGCACCACAGUAAAUACUGUUUUCCGGUAUAUACCGAACAAGGCACUUGAAUGAUUAAAUGCCAAAAUCUCGCCUUUUCACCCAACGGAAUAGCUCUUUAAAACAUCCAAUUCAUCUCUUCACACUGAUUUAUAUAAGACGAUGAAUGAAAAAUGUAAGAAUCAGUGGAAAAAAAACCCGAUAUUUGUCUAUUUUGUGAUCAUGAUUUCAUCAAGCGUCUAGAGGGAUUGCUCCAACAUUGCAUUGAGUUAAUUCCAUAAAUAAUUGAGCCGUGUCAUGACAAAACCAACAUAAUGGGUUUAUGAUCAGCAUGGAUCCAGACCAGCCUGCGCAUCCGCACAGUCUGAUCAGGAUCCAUGCUUUUUGCCAUCAGUUUCUUUUCUUGUUAUAGGGUUUGUAAGCGAACAGCAUGGAUCCUGAUCAGACUGCGCGGAUGCGCAGGCUGGUCUGGAUCCAUGCUGGUCGCAAACCAAUUAUGUUGGUUUUGUCAUGACGCGGCUCAAAUGAUUGAUAGGUUUGUUACACUGAAUGACACAGAUUUGUUUACUGUGAUAUAUGAAAUUUUUUUUUAAGUAAUUUUUAAUCAUGUAAGAUUGCUAUUCAAAUUCAUGUUUCUAUUUUUAGUUAUUGUCUUAUUGUUGUAUGAUUAUUCUUAAAGUAUACAGUAAUGUAUGCUUCAAAUAAAUAAAGUACAAAAAUGA
Ruditapes philippinarum (Manila clam) is the source of this 4008-nucleotide messenger RNA. Its product is annotated as cilia- and flagella-associated protein 157-like. Gene Ontology annotation, molecular function: microtubule binding. The transcript is spliced from 10 exons. Lineage: Eukaryota; Metazoa; Mollusca; Bivalvia; Venerida; Veneridae. Gene Ontology annotation, cellular component: cilium; ciliary basal body. The coding region runs from base 143 to 1822 and encodes 559 amino acids. The record is from RefSeq and is a predicted model, not a curated record.